Eleginops maclovinus (Patagonian blennie) is the source of this 1899-nucleotide messenger RNA. RefSeq names its product matrix metallopeptidase 23bb (gene mmp23bb). Gene Ontology annotation, cellular component: extracellular matrix. NCBI's taxonomy places the organism in Eukaryota, Metazoa, Chordata, Actinopteri, Perciformes, Eleginopidae. The transcript has 8 exons. The coding region runs from base 11 to 1024 and encodes 337 amino acids. Gene Ontology annotation, biological process: collagen catabolic process; proteolysis; extracellular matrix organization. Gene Ontology annotation, molecular function: zinc ion binding; metalloendopeptidase activity. The record is from RefSeq and is a predicted model, not a curated record.
CACAGUCCUGAUGGAGCUGCGGAUCCUGCUGCUGCUGCUGCAGAGCGCCGUCAGCAGCAGAGGAACCAGAAUCAGACGCUACGCCAUCAACCCUCUGGGCCACAGGUGGACACACCACAACAUCACAUACAGUAUCGUGCAGUUCCCGUCCUCUCUGUCUCCUGAGGACACCAGGAAGGCCCUGAGCGUUGCUUUCACUAAAUGGAGUGAUGUCUCCCCGCUGACCUUCAGAGAGGUCAACGCCUCUGCUGACAUCACCAUAGGUUUCUACUCCCUGAACCACACUGACUGCUGGAGCGCUCCUCUCCACCCUUGCUUCGAUGGUCUGAACGGAGAACUAGCUCACGCCUUCCUGCCCCCCCGAGGAGAGAUCCACUUCGACAACCAGGAGUUCUGGAUCCUGGGGAAGUCCAGGUUCAGUUGGAAACAAGGUGUGUGGCUGAAUGACCUGGUCCAGGUGGCGGCUCAUGAGAUCGGUCAUGCUCUGGGGUUGUGGCACUCCAGAGACCCGGAGGCGCUGAUGCAUCCGAACGCCACGUACACCGGCCAGAGGAACGUAGCUCAGGACGACGUGUGGGGCAUCCAGAGGCUCUACGGGUGUUUGGAUAAGAAGCGGGUUUGUGACCCGUGGGCCCGGCUGGGUUUCUGUGAGCGGCGGAGGACAUUCAUGAAGAAGAACUGUGCUCAGCGCUGCGACCUGUGCUACGAGCCGUUGGAGGCUGUUACCACGCCGGUGCCGUCCGCCAACGUGAAGAUCAAGAUGGUUACCCGUGGGAAGGUGGUUGGUUUCCGCUGUGGCAACAAAAAUCUCCGAUCCCCACCCAAAGUCAGCUGGUACAAAGACGGUGAGCAGAUCCUGACCUCCAUCCCCGGCUACAUCGUCAUGAAGGACCGAGAUCUCCGCAUCGUGGCUAACGAGUUUAACGAGGGCGUCUACACCUGCCGGAUCCACCGGCGGGGCGACAUCAUCUCAGCAAACUCCUGGUUCAUCCGGCUGAAACCUGAGCAGCCGUCCAACAGCUGAGGACCAAACAAACUUUGGAUCUGCAGAACAAUCACAUUCUGUCUGAUCCAAGAGGAGGGUUUGGACGGGUUGGACCUGUCCAGGGGAUCUGAUGGUGGAACUGGUGGCAGCUCUGUGAAAAGACAUUUUGAUGGACUUAUAAAUCCACUAAUUGGUCCUCUGAAAGUCCUGGUAUGAUGUCAUGUGUCAGCUUUCGUCUCUUCUCAGCAGUUUGUGACUGACCUUCACCUGUGGGACGUCAUAUCUGUCAUGACGCAUCCCUGUCAUCAUCAGCAGGAAGUCCUUAUUCUAGUAUUUACCAUUUUGAACUUCCUGAGACAUCGUGUCCUCACUAACAUCUCGUUAAGACAUUGUGUCCUCGCUAACAUCUCGUUGAGACAUCGUGUCCUCGCUAACUUCUCGUUAAGACAUUGUGUCCUCGCUAACAUCUCGUUGAGACAUCGUGUCCUCACUAACAUCUCGUUAAGACAUUGUGUCCUCGCUAACAUCUCGUUGAGACAUCGUGUCCUCACUAACAUCUCGUUAAGACAUUGUGUCCUCGCUAACAUCUCGUUGAGACAUCGUGUCCUCGCUAACUUCUCGUUGAGACAUCGUGUCCUCGCUAACAUCUCGUUGAGACAUCGUGUCCUCGCUAACAUCUCGUUGAGACAUCGUGUCCUCGCUAACUUCUCGUUGAGACAUUGUGUCCUCGCUAACAUCUCGUUGAGACAUCGUGUCCUCGCUAACAUCUCGUUGAGACAUCGUGUCCUCGCUAACAUCUCGUUGAGACAUCGUGUCCUCGCUAACAUCUCGUUGAGACAUCGUGUCCUCGCUAACAUCUCGUUGAGACAUCGUGUCCUCGCUAACAUCUCUUUGAGACAUCGUGUCCUCGCUAA